CGAAGUUAACACAACCAAUCCAAGCAAAAUGAUGAAAUUCUUCGCCGUUGUCCUGUGCGCUCUGUUCGCCGCCGCUGCUGCCAGUCCCGGUUUGUUGGCCUACAACGCCCCCCUGGCCUACUCCACGCCCCUGGCCUACAGCGCUGUGCCAGCUGCUGCCCCCCUCGCCUAUACCGCCGCCUACACCUCUGCCUACGCCCCCUACGUCGCCCCCUAUGCCAGCAGCUACAGUGCCCACAGUGUGGCCCACAGCGCCGCCCUGCCAGCCGUUUAUGCCGCCGCCCCUGUGGCCACCAUCCUGAAGAAGUAAGCUUUCCCAGGAUGCCAAAGGGAUCCUGCAAAAAUGCCGCACGUGUCCACCAGACAUCGUCACUGUCGCAGAUACAGCUACAGCAACAGAUACAGAUACAAACGGAGAUGGAGAUACACGCUCGGAGGCAAAUACAAAUAAAAAACGCAAU
Messenger RNA from Drosophila subpulchrella, 461 nucleotides. RefSeq lists its product as uncharacterized. The transcript is spliced from 2 exons. The coding region runs from base 29 to 310 and encodes 93 amino acids. The record is from RefSeq and is a predicted model, not a curated record. NCBI's taxonomy places the organism in Eukaryota, Metazoa, Arthropoda, Insecta, Diptera, Drosophilidae.